Messenger RNA from Pomacea canaliculata, 1618 nucleotides. RefSeq lists its product as uncharacterized. The transcript has 5 exons. The record is from RefSeq and is a predicted model, not a curated record. Lineage: Eukaryota; Metazoa; Mollusca; Gastropoda; Architaenioglossa; Ampullariidae. Bases 142 to 1095 code for a protein of 317 amino acids.
CCACCUUGAGAAAAACAUCCUCUCCUGUUUUUUUACCUUCUGUUCACGGUCACGAGGAGCAGACUCGAAAGUUAGACGUCUGGCAGUCGUCAACUGGUGAGGAGUGCUCGGUGUCUCCUGUGUACGUGUGUGUGUGUCACCAUGGCUACCAGGGCUAUAGUCACUGUCAUCUUGAUUGUCUGCUUUGUCGCCAUCAUCGACGGCCAACAAGGUGGCCGCCGUAACCAAGGAAACGAUGUUACGACCGAUGCUUCUGUGGGUCAAGGACGAGGUCAAGGACGAGGUCGAGGACGAGAACCGGGUGAAAGAAGGUGGGAUCGACAUGGACGAGGACCGGAGGUUCCAGGUAACCAAACCGAAGGUAACGAGACGACAACCCAAAAGCCAGUCAGGGGUCGAGAUCGCUUUCAGUGGCGAGACGGGAGGCGUAACAGACCGUUCCAGUUGUUUGCUGACGUGUCCACGUGGAACCGCACCUUCAACGGGUCGGAGUACGUCGAGAAAGGCUUCGCCAUCGACAACAGAAGUAUUGUGGAGGUCUUCACUGGUGACCCCAAUCUGAACGACCAGACGCCCUUCACCCCGUCCAUUACCUUGUACGACUUCAGCAACGAGACUCAGGUCGUGGCCAUCAAACCUAUGAGGCUGUUAUAUUUAUGCAUCAUCGUGGACCCUGAAGCCUUACCUCCCCUGACCUUUCAGGAAGCGGCGGACAUCGUCAACAGCAGGAACGACACAGUGGUGGGGGACCUUGCAGGACCAGUCGUGCUGAACAUCACCGAGGGACUGAUAGAGGGCGCUGAGCGCGGGGCUCUGUUCAGGAACAACAGCAUGCUGCGGAGGUUCUGCGGUAGACGGCGCAUCGUCCACGCCGUUCUCUCCACUUCCGGUGAACCGAGUGACUCACCAUCAGUGUACUUCAUCACACUUGAUACCGGAGUCAAGGUGCAGCUACCCCCGAGAAGGAGGAGGAUGCGACAUCCCGAUGAGGAGACCACCACCUCCACUAUCAUGCAUCCCGAUGAGGAGACCACCACCUCCACUAUCAUGGCCGACCUCAACAUCACGACUACCGCCAACAACACCCAGGGUUAAACCAACAAAGCAACCGUUAGACUUAAGCUCCUAUUAGACCCUCACCUCUAUCAUGUCAUUGUCUACUUCGUGAAAAACACACUGGACGAGACCUGAGAGUUCUAGUAAAUCGCAAUGCUUAUAAAAAAGACAAACAGCAUCUUAAUAAAAUGAAAACUGAUCACAGGGAGGAAUUAUUGUGAUGAAUUCAAGGAUGCAACGAAAGACUUGUUGAAGCUUUAGCUCUGGCUUGUCCAAUAUCCCAGAAUGUACAUUACCUUUGUACUAAGUUCUUAUUGAUAAGUAAUGGAAACAGAUUAGCUUGAGAACGGUGUAAUAACUGUGUCUUUUAGAAACAAAUAUUUUCUGGAGCUGGGUGUACGGGUCGGUGGGAAUGAAGGAUAAAGGAACCCGUCAUUGUUUAUAUUAUCUUGUCAUGUCUCAACUUUACCUCAUAAUUUUGUUUGUAACUGUUUUAGCACAUUUAUAGCUGAAUGUUCAGUUCACAUUAUCGUAAUCAAUUAUAAAGAUUUGUGUACAAUUU